CAUCAUCUCCAAGCAUUUCUCUCUCAUUUCAAAAUUCAGCUCACAUAUUAAAAAGGAGAAAGGGGUAAUUAAAAUGUCGGGGAGGGGAAAGGGCGGCAAGGGACUUGGUAAGGGCGGCGCAAAGCGGCACCGUAAGGUUCUGAGGGACAACAUCCAGGGCAUCACUAAGCCGGCUAUUCGGCGUCUGGCUCGCAGGGGUGGCGUGAAGCGAAUCAGUGGGCUCAUCUACGAGGAGACACGUGGCGUUCUCAAGAUCUUCCUCGAGAAUGUCAUCCGCGACGCCGUCACCUACACCGAGCACGCCCGCCGCAAGACUGUGACGGCGAUGGAUGUUGUUUAUGCCCUCAAGAGGCAGGGCCGAACUCUUUAUGGAUUCGGCGGUUAAGUUCCAAUUUGUCAGAUCUGUAAUUAGGAAUUUUUCUUUUCGCUAUGUUAAGAAAUUUGGUAAUGUAACCUGUCUUAUAUAUUUGCUAAUUCCAAGUGAUAUGGAAAUCGGAGUAUAAUUUUUUGUUUUUAAUAUCUUAGAUGCUGGUUAAAUUCUUGUUGAUCAGUGUUAUUAGAGUGAGAGCUCACAAUGUUUUCGAAUCUAGUGUUGCUUAUUCUUAUACAA
Messenger RNA from Erythranthe guttata (spotted monkey flower), 610 nucleotides. RefSeq names its product histone H4. Gene Ontology annotation, molecular function: structural constituent of chromatin; protein heterodimerization activity; DNA binding. NCBI's taxonomy places the organism in Eukaryota, Viridiplantae, Streptophyta, Magnoliopsida, Lamiales, Phrymaceae. Gene Ontology annotation, cellular component: nucleosome. The record is from RefSeq and is a predicted model, not a curated record.